AUGAAGUUCAGCUUGCUCGCUCUGGCGGCUGUUGUUUCCUUGGGCAUGACUGCGCCGGUCCCUGACGAUGCUGCCGCCGAUAGCUUCCCUCCUCCCGGGUGGAAGCGCGACGAUGCUGCCGCCGAUAGCUUCCCUCCUCCCGGGUGGAAGCGCGACGAUGCUGCCGCCGAUAGCUUCCCUCCUCCCGGGUGGAAGCGCGACGAUGCUGCCGCCGAUAGCUUCCCUCCUCCCGGAUGGUAA
Molecule: messenger RNA, 240 nt
Organism: Colletotrichum orchidophilum
Lineage: Eukaryota; Fungi; Ascomycota; Sordariomycetes; Glomerellales; Glomerellaceae
Exons: 2
Coding region: 1-240 (79 amino acids)
Source: RefSeq, a predicted model, not a curated record